CAGAAACUUUCUGGAUAGUUCUGUAUUCUGAGAUGGACAAUCGGCUGGCAGUCGUAACUAAUGUUGCAAACUAGUUGAUCCACUGGUUUUCCAACAUGCAAGAUGAAUCAGGAGCAUUGUUCAGUGGUAUAUACAAGCACCAACCUCAGCUGAAGGGCAACUUUCAAUUUCUCAGUGGUAAUCAUGGGGACAGCCUCUUCACUUGUGAGCCCUGGUGAAGUCAUUGAAGAUGCAUAUGGUGGUGAGGGUGGUGAAGCUUGUGAAAUACCAGUAGAGGUGAAGCCUAAAGCACGCCUCUUACGCAGCUCCUUCCGUCGUGGUCCCAGAGUGAUUGGUGCCAGCUUCAAAUCCACUGGGUCUGUAGACCUGGAAUACACAGCAGAAUAUGAGCGUCUUCGUAAAGACUAUGACAUUUUCAGAGUCAGCAAGAAUAAUGAGAUCGCAUCCAUGCAAAAGAAAGAAGCCAAGUUGGAUGAAGAAAACAAGCGACUGCGUGCUGAGCUACAGGCUUUGCAGAAAACCUACCAGAAGAUCCUGCGUGAGAAAGAAAGUGCUCUGGAGGCAAAGUAUCAAGCCAUGGAGAGGGCCUCUACAUUUGAGCAUGACCGAGACAAGGUCAAGCGACAGUUCAAGAUAUUUCGUGAAACAAAAGAGAAGGAAAUCCAGGAUCUGUUGCGAGCAAAGCGAGAUUUGGAGUCAAAGCUGCAGCAUUUACAGGCUCAAGGUGUCCAGGUCUAUGUCCCUGAAGAUUCUGACUCUGAUGAAAACCAAACAACAGUGGCUGCUGGUGGCAUGCAGUGUGAAUACUGGAAUGGAGGUGUGCUUGGCAGUGAGCCCUCUAUGGGGAGUAUGAUGCAGCUCCAACAGAGCUAUCGGGGGCCAGAGUUUGCUCAUAGUUUGAUGGAUGUGGAGGGACCCUUCGCUAAUGUUAGCAGAGAUGACUGGGAUGCAGCUGUCGUGAGCCUGCUGCAUGUGUCUCCUCAUAUUUCUAAAGGCCUGUGGAGCAACACCGUGCGUUGCUAUCUCAUUCACACAAAGGAUACAAGAGAAGAGCUCCAUCACUUUAUAGAGAUGUAUUCCCCCAAAUUGCAGAGGCUUUGCGAGCACUUGGGCCACUUCUAUCUGAAUGUAUACUUUCCUGAAAACACAGCAAGUGCUGCAGAACGCCAACGAGAGAUGGAGAGGAGCUCAGUGUGUGUGUUACUACUUAAACCCUCUGUUAACAGUCUCUGUAGCUAUGUGGUAGAGGACACAGAGGAGGCCUUUGUCAAAACCCCAGACUCCAGGCCUCUCCUGUUGUAUCUUCGAACAGCAGAGGGGAAGGUUGCCAUCAGUGGGACGACCAGAGAACUGUUGGAAAGGAUCAAUAAAGCAGACACAAAUGCAAAGAUUAAGGUUGUGGACCACACUGGAUCUUCAGAGGAUGGUGCUGCUCUGAUCUACCAUCAGCUGGAUGAAAUAAUUAAGCAGGAGUUGUUGGGUUUGAAGUCAAUUGAUGAUCAUGAUUAUGUUGAGGAGGACCAAGUGGUGGAAGCAAGUGAUGUUCUGUGGGAUGAACAUGAUGAACAGGAACAGAUAGAAACAUAUCAGAAAAUAUGCAGCACUGCAACCCACGUUAACUUUGAUAAGUAUAUUACUCGUCUGAAUGAUCUGGUGGCAGCCCCGCCUCCCACUCCCCCUCUGCUGGUGUCUGGUGGACCAGGUUCUGGAAAAUCUGUCUUGCUUGCAAAAUGGAUUGAGUUGCAGCAAAGACACUCUCCCAACACAGUAAUUCUCUAUCACUUUGUUGGUCGGCCAUCUUCUACAAGUGCAGAGCCAGUGCUCAUCAUCAGGCGCCUCACUGUCAAGCUGUUACAGAAUGUCUGGUCCAUCUCAGGGCUUGCCAUGGACCCAUGCAAGGUCCUGGAAGACUUUCCUCGCUGGUUGGAACGUUUAUCACCACGUCGUCAUGGCAACAUUAUUAUUGUCAUUGAUUCUGUUGACCAAAUACAGAAUGCAGAGCGAAACAUGAAAUGGCUGAUUGACCCUCUACCUGCUAAUGUUAGAGUGCUGGUGUCGGUCAAUGUGGAGACCUGCCCACAGGCUUGGAGACUGUGGCCUACAAUACACCUAGUCCCACUGAGCAGCAAAGAGAUGAAGAGCAUGAUUACAAUGCAUUGCAUUACAGCUGGGAUUAAACUUGGCAAAGAACAGGAGAGGAAAUUGGAGACACACUGUAAAUCUGCGGCUACUUGUAAUGUGCUCUAUAUUUCCAUUUUGGUCAGACUUUUAACAGACAGUAGGAUCAGCUGGUCAUUGGAGGAGACUAUUCUGCAGUGUGUAAUGUGCCAUGACACAGUGUCACUGUUUCGAUUUUGCCUGAGGAUGAUGCUAGGCUCACUAAGGACAGAUCAAGAGAGAAACGUUAUGAAACAGUUGCUUUGUUUAUUGUAUGCCAGUCAUAAUGGUGUCAGUGAAUCAGAGUUGUUGGAACUAUUACCAGAAUUGGCCUUUCCCACCCUCUGCUCUAUGCUGUUCAGACUGGAAUAUCUGCUGAUCCUGACUCUAGAUUGUGGUAUCAUCCACUUCCGACACUUACAGGCAGGUCUUGCUGCAGGCCUCCUGUUCCUCGCUGUAAUGUGCCUCAUACAGGCAUGUGAUGCAGUCAGACUUGAACUGAUGGAUGGAGGGCUAACUAUCUCUAUACACAGAGAAAGGCUAAUCCACCAUUUCAGCCAUCAGCUCAGUCAACACAGGGUAACGUGGCGUGUAGCUGAUGAGCUGCCAUGGUUGUUACAGCAACAAGAGGAUAAGUCAAAUCUCCAACUGAGUCUGCUGAACUUAUUUGUCUCUCAGAAUCUCUACAAGAGGGGGCAUUUUUCAGAGUUGUUGACCUACUGGCAGUUUGUAGGAAAGGAUAAGGUAUCCAUGGCAACAGAAUACUUUGAGUCCCUGAAGUGCUAUGAGCAAACCUGUGAGACUGAGGACAGCAUGAGAAGACUAGCCAACUUGUAUGAAACACUUGGCCGUUUUCUCAAGGAUCUUGGUCUACUUACUCAGGCAGUAGCUCCUCUGCAGCGUUCCCUGGAGAUCCGCGAGACAGCUUUGGAUCCAGACCAUCCAAGUGUUGCACAGUCUCUACACCAGUUAGCUGGAAUCUAUGUUCUGUGGAGAAAGUUUGGAAAUGCAGAGCAACUCUACAAGCAGGCACUGGAGAUCAGUGAAAGUGCUUAUGGUCCAGAACAUGGUUCAGUUGCACGAGAACUUGAUUGCCUUGCCCUGCUUUACCAAAAGAAGAACAAGUAUGAACAGGCUGAUAAGUUGAGAAAAAGGUCUGUCAGGAUUCGUCAAAAAAUGGCUCACCAAAAAGGCCAUAUGUAUGGAUUUACUUUGUUACACCGACGGACUUUGCAGUUGGAGGAGCUGACACUGGGAAAAGACACUGCUGACUGUGCUAAAACCCUCAACGAACUAGGUGUUCUCUACUACCUACAGAAUAAUUUGGAUACAGCUAAAAUGUUCCUGACUCGUUCUCUGGAGAUGCGGCAGCGUGUACUAGGGCCAGAGCACCCAGACUGUGCCCAGUCACUCAACAACCUAGCAGCACUGCACUGCGAAUGCCAUGAAUAUGAAAGUGCAGAGGACCUUUAUGAGCAGGCCCUGGAUAUCCGCAAGCGGGCCCUUGCUCCAGACCAUCCCUCCCUGGCCUACACUAUUAAGCAUCUUGCCAUACUAUACAAACGAAGGGGUAAGCUGGAGAAAGCGGUUCCUCUAUAUGAACUGGCACUGGAGAUUCGUGAAAAGAGUUUUGGGCUGAAGCACCCCAGUGUGGCCACUGCAUUGGUCAACCUGGCAGUCCUUUACUGCCAACUGAAAAAGCACAAUGAAGCACUGCCCCUAUAUGAGCAAGCCCUAAGAGUGUAUGAGGAUAGUCUGGGGAUUUCCCACCCUCGUGUUGGAGAAACAUUGAAAAACCUUGCAGUGCUCAGCUAUGAGAAAGGCGACUUUGAGAAGGCUGCUGAGCUCUAUAAGCGUGCAAUGGAAAUAAAAGAUGCAGAACCAUCACUGGUCUGUGGCAAAGCUGCAUCUGUCCACUCUUUCAACGGUGACACUUUCAGCCUCAGAAGCCCUAGCUUCCACCCUCACACACUCAAGUGACAUUUACCUUCGGCCUACAGCCAACUUGAGUCAACAGACUCAAGUGGAAUUGUCACUAGCUAUAAUUUUUAUGUAAAACUAUAUUUAUCUUCUGUCCAGUAAUGAUGUGAAAUAUUUGACAUUGGGCCCUAAUUUCUCAGUGCAAAGUCUAUUCAACAAGCAAAAUUCUUGUGCAUUAACUGCAGGUAUUAAAUUGGCAAAUUGAGGGAUGCUGGGGCACAACUGGUUACAUUUCCGGAUCCACCAUUAGUGUAGCCAACGUAGCUAGUGUAGUGGUCAUAUAGGAGUUGUCAAAGUUGAAUUACCAUGUCAAGCAUAGGAAAUGUAAAACAUACAUACACAUAUUAUUUAUUACAUGAACGAUUUGCAGCUAAUGAUGAACACUCUCUGCCUAUCUUAUGUGGCUCCAUUAAAAAGGCAGUGAGUCAGUUAAGAUGGAAGAUUUUCUAUGCAUAUUUUUAUAGUCAUCUCGGGUCUCAUUUUACACUUCAUCAGAUUUUUCUGACAUGAUGGCACACCAUUCCGUUGAAAUACAUAUGGGUUGUAUGCAAACACCUUGUUUCACACCUGCAUGCUUGUCUGAAGGGUCAUGGGCUGUUUUAUGGUUUUGUUGAAUUGGUUAGAACUAAGGCCACAGCAUGUAAUAUUACAUGCUUUUGUACACAUGUGUACUUACAGUAGAAUAUUUGUCAGUGUUUCAUGUAUAGUAAUAUUAUGUAAUAAAUAAAGACUUUAUUGA
This is a messenger RNA of Sardina pilchardus (European sardine), 4876 nucleotides long. RefSeq names its product nephronophthisis 3 (gene nphp3). The coding region runs from base 184 to 4137 and encodes 1317 amino acids. Gene Ontology annotation, molecular function: protein binding. The transcript has 29 exons. The record is from RefSeq and is a predicted model, not a curated record. Lineage: Eukaryota; Metazoa; Chordata; Actinopteri; Clupeiformes; Clupeidae. Gene Ontology annotation, biological process: convergent extension; kidney development; determination of left/right symmetry.